This is a messenger RNA of Penicillium longicatenatum, 2769 nucleotides long. Its product is annotated as DEAD/DEAH box helicase. The record is from RefSeq and is a predicted model, not a curated record. Gene Ontology annotation, molecular function: hydrolase activity, acting on acid anhydrides, in phosphorus-containing anhydrides; ATP-dependent chromatin remodeler activity; zinc ion binding. The coding region runs from base 1 to 2769 and encodes 922 amino acids. The transcript is spliced from 3 exons. NCBI's taxonomy places the organism in Eukaryota, Fungi, Ascomycota, Eurotiomycetes, Eurotiales, Aspergillaceae.
AUGGCGCCCAGAAAACGCAAGUCCGAUGUAGUCGGUUUAACCGAUAAUAACGAGGCUCGUGCAGCGAAAGUCAACCGACCGACUCCUUACUUGGACCCACAGGACAUCAGCAAUGGUGAAAGAUUUGGCGAAAGUACCGAUUUCAUUCCCUUGACUCAGGUUCCCGGCGCCGAUGAAGAUGAUGCUCAGGCCACCGAGCUUGUCGAGGGGAGUCAGGAUGUGGACGAAUCUUCCCCGUCCUCAAGUAUGCUCUAUGGCAAUCUGGAGACCAAGAUCGUGGGUGUUCGUUUCUACAAUGGCAUUGCUACCCCAGGAGAGCAUGUCAUCUUGAAACGAGAGCCACACAACCAAUAUGAUCCUAAUGCCAUCCGAGUCGAUAAUAUCAUGGGCAUCCAAGUCGGUCACAUUGGGAGGGGUAUUGCUGCUAAGCUUGCUCCUUAUAUUGACUCCAAAGAUCUUCACGUUGAAGGAGUCUUGACGGGUACUAAGGGGCCUUAUGACUGCCCUGUGACAUUGCCGCUAUACGGCCCGACUGACCCAGCCAGGAAGAUAAUUGUGAAGCAAAAAAUGCAGAAGGACAGACUUCCUUUACGGGAAUUCAUGGACGCCGAACGCAAGGAGAAGCAACGUCAAAAGCAGAUCGCUGCGGAGCAGAAGCAGGCUGAAAAGAAUGCCCGUGCGAUGGCCCUUAAGAAAGCUGCGGCGGGGUGGCAAGCUGGUGACGAUGACACAAUGUUUGCCAACCUUUCGACACCAACAGGGCUGGGUGAAGUCACCGAAACCAUAGAGGAUCUGAUUAACCAAAGCAGUACCUUUAAUCCCAGAGAGAUUGGCCAAGUGGUUGAGAGUUUCGGGCAAAAAGAGUCCGACAUGGCCAAGAUGCCGAUGGUCGAUACCCCAGCUGGUCUUUCUACCGAACUACUCCCAUAUCAAAAGCAAGGUUUAGCGUGGAUGAUUGCACGCGAAUCCCCCACCCUUCCCUUGCCUGGCUCCGAUGCCGUGGUUCAGCUGUGGAAACGCAGUGGAAAUAAUUUUACCAAUGUUGCAACCAACUAUUCCUCGGCCACCGCGCCAACACUUUCCAGUGGUGGAAUUCUUGCCGAUGAUAUGGGCCUUGGGAAGACAAUCCAGGUUAUUUCCUUGAUCCUGGCUGACCCAGCGCCCAAGACUUCGGAUUCCAGCAAGGCCACCUUGAUUCUCGCCCCAGUGGGCGUGAUGAGUAACUGGAGGAAUCAGAUCCAAGAUCACUGUCGAGCCGAGACCAUGCCGCGUGUUCUAAUCUAUCACGGGUCUGGAAAGAAAGAGGCUGGGAAUUUGUCACAAUAUGACGUGGUUAUCUCAAGCUACGGCGCUCUUGUCACGGAGUUCAAACAGGCACCGCAAAAGAGAUCCGCCAAGGGUAUUUUCUCGCUCCAGUGGCGGCGCGUCGUCCUUGACGAGGGACACACCAUUCGAAAUCCUGGAUCGCAGGGCUCUCUGGCAGCUUGCGCCUUGCGUGCAGACUCUCGCUGGACCCUUACAGGUACACCAAUCAUCAAUACUCUCAAGGAUCUAUACUCGCAAGUACGGUUCUUGAAGCUUUCUGGAGGCCUGGAGGACAUGGGCGUUUUUAAUAGCGUGUUGAUCCGUCCUCUCACAUCCGGAGUUCCUGAAGCUCGCUUGCUUCUUGAGGCCUUGAUGGGAACUAUCUGUCUCAGACGACGAAAGGACAUGGAGUUCAUUAACAUUCGACUACCGAAGCUCACUUCUCGCGUUCUUCGCAUCAAAUUCCAACGUCAUGAGCUCGAGAAAUACAGUGCGUUCCAGUCCGAGGCAAAGGGGGCCCUGUUGGAGUUCAAGGAUAAGCAAGGAACAUACUCUCACCUACUGGAGGUCAUUCUUCGCCUUCGUCAAGUUUGCAACCACUGGGCUCUAUGCAAAAAUCGUAUCAGCAAGCUCUUGGAAACCCUAGGUCAACAGAAAGCGGUGGAACUUACUCCUGAGAACAUGAAGGCUUUGCAGGAUAUGCUGCAGCUUCAAAUAGAAAGCCAGGAAGUGUGUGCCAUCUGUCUCGAUAACUUUGACCAGCCUGUCAUCACUGCGUGUGCCCAUUCUUACUGCAAAGGCUGUAUCGAGGAAGUCAUCGAAAGACAGCACAAGUGCCCGCUCUGCCGUGCCGAUAUCAAAGACAAUCAGAGUCUGGUCGCGCCUGCCCAGGAUUUCGGUGAAGAUUCGGACACUGUGAGCGCGGAUCCCAGCAAUCCUAGUAGCAAGAUCGAGGCCCUGGUAAAGGUUCUUACCGCACCAGGCCAAGGACCUGGAACUAAGACGGUAGUGUUCAGCCAGUGGACGUCCUUCCUCGAUCUUGUGGAACCCCACCUCAUCCAGCGUGGGAUCAACUUUGUCCGGGUUGACGGUAAGAUGAGUGCCAUCAGACGCGACAACUCCAUCAACUGCUUUUCUACCGAACCUACCUGCACUGUUCUUCUUGCAAGUCUUAGCGUUUGCAGCGUUGGUCUGAAUCUCGUGGCUGCCAACCAAGCCAUUCUUGCCGAUAGUUGGUGGGCCCCAGCUAUUGAAGAUCAGGCAUUGGACCGUGUAUACCGACUAGGGCAGAAGCGAGAGACCACUGUGUGGCGACUCAUCAUGGAGGACAGUAUCGAGGAGCGCGUGCUUAAUAUCCAGGGCCGGAAACGCGAGCUGAUGCUUGCUGCAUUCCGUGAGACAGGGAAGAAGAAGGCGGAGGAUAGGGCGACUCGUGUGGCUGAUCUUGAGAAUCUUCUGAACUGA